CAAGUGUGGAGAUAAAAUCUUUUUUCGAAACAUUAAGAAUUUUCUAUUCGUCGCUUUAAUUGAAAGUGUGUUCAAACAGAUAUCUCUAAACUGCCAUACCAUAAUGGCAAACUCUAACAAUGGCGUUUCGAAGGAAAUAAAUUUUAGUACAGAAAUUUUUAAUAGAAUCGCAUCUGCGUACACUGACCAUAAUAUUAUUAUAUCUCCACUACUGUUAGAGGCAACUUUAGCUUUACUUUAUCUUGGUUCUGAUGGCAGCACAGCGGAGGAACUAAAGCAACUGCUGCAACUGAGCCGGUUCAGUAGUAAUUCCAAAAUGGCAAAUUACUUUGAAGCUAGUCUGGCAGCCGCUACGCAACAGAAUGAUACAAAAAUAUUUUUAAGCAUACAGAUUUUACUAAAUGAAAAUCUUCAAGUGGCAGAAGAAUUCCAGACUGUUGCCAAAAAAUAUUUUCAGACUGCAACGGCUACAGUUGAUAUGAAAAGUGAAAAAAAUAUACGCGGUCAGCUUAACGAAUCCGUCAACAAAAUUUGCAAACCAUCUGGUACGAGUCUGUUGAGUGUACUCACAGCAGAGAACGCGGUGAAUUCCCUGCUUUUCAUAACUGCAUGUUUCCAAAAUAAAUGGUUCCUACCUUUUAGCGCAUACCGAUCCGGUAUUUACGAUUUCUACAUUAAUGGUUUAGAACCAAAAGAAGUGCCUAUGCUAUUCGACGAUGAUAUGUUCGUAAAGUUUGCUGAGUUCCGAGAAUUAGAUGCGCGUGCCAUUGAGUUGCCGUUUGAACAUGACGACGAGUUAGCAAUGUUGCUGGUGUUGCCGAAUAAACGUGAUGGCUUGACAGGACUUUUGGAACAGCUGAAGACAAAGAAUUUAGUAGAACUUACGGAAUGCAUGCAAAUGGAAAGCGUGCAAAUACUCUUACCGAAAUUCAACAUUGACUUUGAGUGCAGUUUAAGAACAAUCUUGCAAAAGAUGGGUCUUGGUACAAUAUUUUCGAAUACAGCGAAUUUUAAAAAUUUAGUAAACGAAAAUUGCACAGAACAGUUAAGCUUUACAGAUCUAUUCCACGAAGUAUCCAUUGCGGUGAAUGAAUCAGGAUCAGACACCUCCCCUGUUGCAACUAACAAACCGAUUGUGAUCAGUAAUUCGAUAGACUCGAGGCAAAAGUUUUUCCGUGCCGAUCAUCCGUUUUUCUUUGCUGUUACAAAUCGUGACGUUACCUAUUUUGCUGGUCAAGUGAUCAAAUUCUAAUGAACUUGUGAUGAAAUGGCUGUUUCUAUAUUGAGAACUUAGCUCUUGUAAAUGUAUGAUUAGUUGCAGUUAAUUUGUUUGACUUUAUAUGUAUUUUGUUUGUAUUUAAAAUAUUUAUAAAAUUAUUUAAAUGUACAUUAAUAAUCUUAUAUAAAACCUGUAGACUAAUUAAACUAAAUAUUUUGCCAUAUUAGACUAGAAGACUAGCUGCUACUACCCUCCGAAGCCAUUUAAUAAUCUUUCGAUAUGAAGUUAAAGUGUGUUGCUGUUAGUAAAAAGUCUAAAAAACUUAUUAUUUAAAAAGUUUGUCAUUUAUAAUUCUUUAAAUCCAUUAAUUAAAAACUAUAAAUACUGCAUAAAAAGUAUCGGGAAUUAGAAAUUUGAAAAACGUUACAAAAGAUACAGCCACGAUUCCUUUUUUACUACGCUGUUGCUAUGCGUCAUUGUUUGCACUUAAACACUGUAUUGCCAUCUGUUUCUCAGUAUGUUUACAUCAGUUGUUUUCGCAAUUAUACCUGUGAGUGUUCUGCAAUUUUUAUUUUAUUCUUCCGAUAAAGUUAACGGCAUUCUGAAGAUUCCUGACUUGUUUGCAUAUCACAGUCAUAAGCUUGAGUCUCGUUGCUAGUUAUUUUGCAAUCAGAAUUGCAACAAAAUAAUGUUCACUUACCACAACCCAUUUCUUAUGAUCUAUUAAACCCGAGUCAAGUUUAUAGGUAAAAUUUGUAUUUCAUAUUAAUGUUUAAUUACUAAAUUGCUGAAAUAUUUAAUUAAUACGUAAAUUUUUAAAUUUCAUAGACUGACCUUUGGUAAAAUGGUCAGUCUAUGUACUAUUAAACAGCAUUCCAUUUCUUGGUUCGUUAGUCAUGAGCUAUCAAUGUAGCCAGUUAAUACGAAUGAAAAGUUACAAAUAAAUUAUUAAAACUCGAUAGAUUCUAAAUACUUUAUGUUCCUUACAUGGCUCUUAUAUGUCCUUUAUAUGGUUUUUGAUAUGUGCGAUUCGGUUCAUGAGAUUUAUUUGAAAUAAAAUAUGUAAGGCAAAUUCUUUGCUGAACUGUUUUUCUAUUUAGAUCCUCGAAGAAUACCGAAGGAAAAUGAGAAAAACUGAAUAUUGGAUAAUAGAUCACACUCCAGUUCUGAAUGGUAACACAAAAGAGUGGUAUCAAUUUAUAAAAAAUAUGUUGCGGCCUAUAUACUUUAUGUGCGUUUUUCAAGUACUAAAAUUUUUUUAUUUUUUCUUUCUUUCCCGACACUCUGUCAUCACACUUUAAUUUGUUGAAACCCUUAAGUCGGUACUUAUUAUCAUACGUGAAAUAUUACAGCAUAUUAGACGACAUCAUAAACAGACAUAUCUCUACAUCGUGCAAUGUUUAUAGUUCCCAGAAUAAAAUGUUUUCGCCGCGGUUGCCACUUGAAAAUUUUUUUCUACCAUAUACUAAAAUUGGUUGAAACAGGAACUAUUUCUGUGUGAAAAGGUCCAAUUGUCUUUUAAUAAGAAUACACAAUAUGUAUAAAAUGUAUAGAAGAUAUAGAACAACACAAAUAAUUUUAUCAAUAAGAAUUGUAUUUUUUGAAUAUUCGAGUUAUCUUUUACUAUUCAUAUAUAGUGUAUAAAAUCCAUUCCCAUCGGAGUUUUCUUUUUCCUUUUGCAGUCUCAAUAUUUUUACUAAAUCAGUACAUAAAAUUAUAUUAGUUUCAUAGUACAUUGGUCCAUCUAUAAAUAAAUUUAAUUGGAUAAUAUAAUAGUAUGUACAGCAAAGUGCGUGCUGCAAAAAAUAACUAUUUUUUAAAAAAGAGUAUCAGAGCACCAUGCGGAAAAAAAGUACCAAUUUUGGUACUAAAGUACCACAUGUGGCAAUCGUGGUUUUCACCUAAAAUAGCAAUGUAAGUGGUGUAUUAUCUCUCAUAAUCAAAUUCAAUACCUCAAACUUACCACAAGCGUAGCUAGUGUACGGUGAAGCAAAGUCGGUUAUGGUUGUUGCCUUUUAUACUUUAAUGAAAUAUUUAUAUGCUCUCCCAUUAUUAUGUUACGAGUAUAAUACGAUAAAAUAAAAGCCAUUUAAUUAUU
This is a messenger RNA of Teleopsis dalmanni, 3317 nucleotides long. Its product is annotated as antichymotrypsin-2. NCBI's taxonomy places the organism in Eukaryota, Metazoa, Arthropoda, Insecta, Diptera, Diopsidae. The transcript is spliced from 4 exons. Gene Ontology annotation, molecular function: serine-type endopeptidase inhibitor activity. The record is from RefSeq and is a predicted model, not a curated record. The coding region runs from base 104 to 1252 and encodes 382 amino acids.